UUUUCCAUAACAUGUUUACCUCGCCCACCCCGGCCUCCGAAGUUCCACAGUGGAGUCCGGGUCAGGCCGCCUGAGCGCUGCGGUCCCUUGAAACGUAGGAAAGAGUCAGCGAACUCCGGGCUUUAGGGGAAGCCGAGUGGCGGGGCAGCGCCUCGGAAACCUUCAGGCUCCGCCACUGCAAUGGACAGGUGCACGCCCCAUGCCGAGAGUGAACCCGAGGCUCAGUGGGGCCCAGCACUGCACGCAGGGCUCCCCGGGAACACCUCUGAGCCCCCGCGGACGGGCCCUAGAGUUUCUCCAAAUUCAGUCCCGGCAAGCCCGGUUGCUCACGUUGCCAUCUAGAUCGCACGCAUUGUGGGGGCCCACCCAGGAGCAGCCUCAUCCGCUGGAGUUCCCGGGAGACAACACCCGGCACGGAAGAAAGGCCUUCGGGCCCACGCCAGCUGUGGGGUAUGGGUGUGCGGAAAGGCAAGUCCUGGAGCCUACAGCGGCCCAGCUGCGCCCGGGGGGCCGAGUCUCUGCGCAGCCGUCCCACUCUCCCUGCAUUCUCCCCGAGCUGCGCUGCCGAUUCACUCUGAGGUUUCCGCUCACUGGGUCAUCUGCUGUCCUCCCCGCUCAGGGCUUUUGACAUCAAGGACGCUUCCAAGGAAAUGGCUAACAUACUGAAGAGGGGCGCGAGAGCAGCUGCCGCCCAAACUCGAACCGCCGAAAGUUUACUCCCCUGGAGGACGGGUUGAAGGCCGGGGAGAGGAAACGCGGAGGAGUUUGUGGAGGAGGAGGGGAUCCGCAGCGUAGGCCCCUUCCCCCUUGGCCCACCCAGGAAGCUCUUCCAGUUAAGCAGCGAACAGGUGUCAAACACAGGCUUCCCUGGGUUGACUCUGAGCUUCUCCCACCCUGAUAGCGCGUGCGGACAGCCUAAAAACUUUUAUCUUUUAAGACACAAAUUAUGCAAACCCCAUCUUUUUUUACAGUCCUCGCCCUCGGAAAAGAUUGUCCUCAGAAAAGACUAAGGCAGAGUCUGCAAAUCUAUUUUAAAUCGGCUUCUGAGAACUCGCCUCCCUUUUCCCCAGUCUUUCCUUGCCUCUGAAGGGCGGGGAUCUUUCGCAUUUGAACUUGCCGCAAUUUGCCCCUUUUCGCCGGAGCCCGGAGAAGUUGGGCGACCAGCUAUUCUGCGGGCUCUUGCACUCCAGCCCCGGAGUAAUGGUGAGGACCCCCACGAAAACCUAGAAGAGGAUCGCGGGCACUGGGCUCAGAACUGAGGAUGAGGAGGCUGGGGCCAAAAGACUGUAAGAAUUAUAUCUUUUAAAGAAGUUUGUUAAAUCGACGCUCUGCCGAGAGAUGGGAUGGGAAAGCCCAGCCGUAGGCUGGAGCUCAGCGUACAGCGGGAAGAGCCGCAGCGCGCCCUAGAGGCAGAAGCCCGGCACUACGUGGCGCGGACGCCGGGGGGCGGUCACCCCGGCGGCUGACUCCUGGGUGUGACUGCCGGGGAACCAGAGACCCACCCCCGCCGCUGGGUUCCGCACAUUGUCCAGGGCCCCUUUGCUGCUGAGGAGGAAUCGUGUGCGCCGCAGGGGUGCUGGGGAGAGUACCUGGGCCUGCUGUCAGGGCCAAUAAGGCGCUCUACGCUUACUGCUGGGGCCUUUGUGAGUGCCCGAAGCGGUGGCCCCCUAGCGACUCCUCUGCUGGUGGAUUUUUCUAAAAUAGAUUUUCGGACUCCCGCUGCUGCUCUGGGAGGCUCUAAUUUCCAUAGGGCAGGGGAAACACACUAGUUCUGACCCCAGCUCAGGGCGUUAUCGGGCGGUCCGGUGCUGAUUAGUUCAGAAUCCAAGCCUCGGACCUUGUCCCUGGAGGAGAGGCAGGAAAGGCUUCUCUGCGAACCGCCCUCGGAAGGGCUGCCCCACUCCCCACGACUUACGCCCUCAGCCUACUCCAGCGUUUGGAAUCCUGUCGGGAAUGGAUCCCUUGGCGGGCUGUGCUUUCCUUGACCUGAGGGCAGGAAGAGGCGCGACGCGAGAGGCGCUGAGCGCGCGGUAGCCUUCCCCGGCUGGGCGCCUGAGGGCCUCCCGCCGCCUCCAGCUGUCCAAUUUCUCUGCCCAGCCGCCUCCUGAGUUAGGCCAAGCCGCAAAGCCACAGGCACCCGAGGCCUGCAGGGACAGCGUGAGGAGUGCAUGCUUGCCUCAGUGGCACCGCCCCCCCCCCGCCCUGUGCCUGCGCCCCUCGCUCAGCCUCGUUCUCCUGAAGGUCCCAGCGGGCUCCCUUCCAGCCCCCAGCCUUCAGGGCACCGAGUCGAGGGGAAGCGGGGGCAGCCUGCGAGGGCUGAAGACCGGAUGGGAGGGUUAGCUACGUGGCCAUGGCCGGGGCGGGCAAGCCUGAGGCAGACCUUUCCACGAGGGGCCCAUCGUGGUUUGGCUUUCCUGAGUGAAGUCGUCGACCGUCGCCGCAGCAAGGCCCAGCCCGCACUUGAGGAGGCCCGGCGAUCAGUCAGUCCCUCGCGGUCUCGUGCUACUGCUCUCACGCGGCCCCGCGUCUUCACGCCGCGCGGAGUCCCGCGAGGUCUCAGGUGGCAGGAGCCCGCCGCCGCCGCCGGCUGGCUCUGCACGUGCUGGGCGCGGUGGGGCUCGGCCGCAGGAUGGCCCGCGACCCUUGCCGAGGUUUGGACGCAGGCUCCACGACAGGGAGCAUUUUCGGCUUCAGUGCUCCUAGGAAAGCGGAUCUCCGGCAGUUCGCCUCACCAGAGAGAAACCGGGUCAAAUCCUAGGCUCCUGCGUCAAAGGACAGUUUGCAAUUCACGGUGCUUUUCUAACGUAGCCUUUGGGUGUCGGUGACUAAGACCUCAGCAGCGGAGGAUAAGACCCAGGAACCUCCCAGGAGGGAGGGCCCUGAGGAUGGUGCCCUUUUGAAGCAUUCCCAAAUCCUUGAAGUCGCGCUGAGGAUCCCCAGGUGAACUUGGCAUGAACACUCCCUUCAAGGAAUUGGGUCGGUAUGUAUGGGGAACAGCGGUGCCUUCCCCUUUCACGGCCAGGUUUUGUUUGUUUCCUAUUAUAAUCUAAUACCAGAUUUGAUCUGCUUUCAGGAAAUUAACCUGUUAGGGAUCGAACUGGAGCAUCGAACCUCAUUUUACAGCUUCUGGCCUUUUGGGACUCUCGAUUCCCUUCUUCAUCCAGGCUGAUGUUAUAUUCUUCCAAUUUUCAUCUCAUUUUAGGGAUUCUGUGAGUCUGCAUACACUUUCACAUACACCUUGACAUACACUAUUCAGACCCUAACUGCCGUCCCUGCACUUGGUCAGAGUGCGUGAUGCCCGGGGAGUGAGGUAGUGUCACAAUUGGGAUCGUGUUUGGACCUGAGCUCACAGCCUCCUUACUCUUGGAUUUCCCUGACGACGUUCUUAGGACAGCUGAAACUCUCAGGCAUGCUUCGCUCACGGACUCUGCGAGGACUGAACCCACCCCACUCCCACCCCACUCCCAUCUGGGGUCCUGCUGCCCUAGCCGUCCAUCUUCCAGAGUCAGGGGUACCUGGCAUUGACGUCCUGGUCUUAGACCUGCACAUUUGUCACUUUAGGAUUGGGUCAAAUCCCCUUACCUGUCGCUUGGGAGUACAAGAAUAGUCUAUUCCCCCACCCUCCACCCCCAUCAGAGUGUCUAAAAAUUCCAGUGAAGCUAACACUUCAGUUUUCUUCCACUCAAUCACCUCCUUUCAGCAUUCACUUUGCACUUUCUCUCUAGAACCUUGAUUUGAGCUUCUAUCCUCAGUCAGAUGAACAGCCACCUCCACCAGACCAUUUGCUUCUCUCUUGAGAUUUUCUGGUUGUGAGGCAAUGAGAACAUAAGGCAGGUUGCCUCCCAGGUAGUGAAGCCUCUCGUCAUCUAUUUUCGGGUUCAGAAAAAAAGGUUUUAUUUUAGUGAGCCAUUGCAAGGGAGCCACUGAAAACGCACACAAACAAAACUGAAUUUUCAUAUUGACCAUUGUCUCGUAUUGUAUAAAAGUUUCACUUCCACUUUGACAAAGAGUUGUUAUUUUAAUAGGACCUUUUCUUAUGGAUAUUUUCAAAAUAUAAAGUGUAUAAUGGUGGGGA
Molecule: messenger RNA, 4075 nt
Organism: Manis javanica (Malayan pangolin)
Lineage: Eukaryota; Metazoa; Chordata; Mammalia; Pholidota; Manidae
Source: RefSeq, a predicted model, not a curated record